This is a messenger RNA of Pseudopipra pipra, 1880 nucleotides long. Its product is annotated as atherin-like. The transcript has 2 exons. The record is from RefSeq and is a predicted model, not a curated record. The coding region runs from base 332 to 967 and encodes 211 amino acids. Lineage: Eukaryota; Metazoa; Chordata; Aves; Passeriformes; Pipridae.
AUAUUUAUAUAAGAACACGAAACCGAGUCGAGUGGAGGACGGAGCAACACCGGACCGACACAACAUCGCCACAAAACAAACUUCUCCCGCGCGGGACUCACAUCUCGGCGCCUCUGAACUCCGCGCCCUUCUGCUCAUUUUCCUGCGCCUCGGUAAAAUCCAGCGCUCUCUUCGCCUCCUUCUUCUGGAAAAGCUUCAGCGACAGCCUGUUCUUCUUGCUGGGGCUGGCCCUGGCGGUGUCGGCGGGCAGGACGCCGGGCAUGGCUGGUGCGGGGCGCGGCCGUGGCGCUCACACCGCUACAUCGCGGCCCCGCUCCCGCUCGCCGUUGCCAUGGAGACCGCGGGCCGCGCGCCCGCAAACUUGGCGCGUUUUUUUCCGCGCGCCCGCGAGGACCCCCCCCGCCCCCCCCCGGCGCCCCGCGCGCGCCCCGCCUCGCGCCGCGCCCCCUCCCCCGCACCAACCACCCCCCCCGCGCCGCCCGCCCCGCGAGAACGCCGGAGAGGGAGCGCGCCGCAGGGCGAGCACAGCAGCGAGAAGCCGCGCGGAGCGGCGGAGCGGUGUGCGCAGGGAGCUGGCAGUGACACCGAAGGCGCCUCGGUGGCAGCGCGCCGCCAAGAGGGGCGCGGCACGCCCGCCGCUGCAUCAGGCAGCGCGACGGACAGCCCGCCGGGGGCCCUGGCUGAGCGCGCGCGGGCGCUGGUAACGGCCCGGCCAAAGGGCUCUCGGGCUCGGGCUGUACCAUUCCGAGGGGACAACCCGGCCCCCCCUUCGCUGGCGCGCGGUGGAUCGGUCCCGCUGUGGUCGCGCCCCCCCCAGCCGGCUCAGCCAAUCAGAGGCGGCGGCUACGCCCGCCCUGAAGGGCCUUGGGCCGGUCCCGCGCCGGGCUCGGUCCCGACAUGGCGUCAAAGGGCCUCUCGCUGCCGUCCCGCGCUUUUCGCGGUCGUAAAUCAAGCGUUUCGCUUGUAGUCCCCGUCAGACCCCAGCUAAAAAGCUUUACCAGCGCAUCUGUGGAGAGGCAAUAAAUAAUAGUUAUCACCGAAGCUGAUAAGGCAGCAAAGGUGCUGUGAUAGCAGCUGGGACAGAUCACUACAGAUCAAAAAAAAGAUGGAAUGUGGGAAAAUGCUAUAGAUUAGUCCAUUCUGCUCUUUAAAACUGGCCCCUCCAGGACCUGUUUAUACGUUGCUGACAGAAAACCUUUAUGUAUAAACUCUAUGAGUGACUCAGUCUGAGGACAGUCAGGAGUCAAUAUGUUUGUAGCUCCAGAUCCAUCACAGCUCCAUAACACUCUUUAGAAAGGCCUCUUUCUACCUAAGACUUUUUUCUUUUUUCUUUUUUUUCUUUUUUUUUUUUUUUUUUUUUAACCUGGCUAACUAUAUAAUUUGUUUUCAAGAAAAAAUCUCUGACAGUCAAACUAAUGCAAGGUGCUAAAACACAUUUUGUUACCUCUGGAAGUGUAUCAAAAUAAAUCCCAGUCCCAUGUUUAACCUAUAAAGACAACUGCAUUUUCAUUUCUUUUAAGAAAAACAAUGAAAUAGUUUAAAUCUACUCUCAGUCUUGUAUCCAAACAACUGUCCGUGGGAUACACAAUCAUCCUGUUUAUAUGAAAUGCCCCAAUAGUUUGUUUUGGUUUCACUUGCUGUGAAUUACCAAUGUCUUGUCCUUACAUAUUCAGUGGCUUCAGUAUUUCACAAAUUCAUCUGGCUCUGAAAAUUGCUCUUUUAUUUGCUCCAUAAAAGGGCUUGGAUUUUUCACAUCUCUCUUUGGGACCCACAAGAAUAAUCCAAGUCCAACUAUGAUGCUCUGUGAUUUCCCAAAAGGUUGGGAAUCUUUUAAAGAUUCAUCUUUUAUCUUGAAAAUAAAGAACUCCAUGUGCCAGUCA